AUGUCCACCGAAGAGAUAACUAUGGAGGAGUCUUCGUCUGCUCAAAUGCCAACCGAGCCAGCAGCCAUGGCUUUGGAAAACAAGAAACGGCCACGAUUGGAUGUGUCCGACACACAGAAGCGCAAACGCGGUAUGUUUGGCGUCCUCUUGGGAACCCUCAAGCAAGCGAAACAAGAGGAUAAAGAGCGCAACGCGAGCGAGGCGGCUAAAAAACGGCAACUUAUUGACCAAAGACUACAGAGCAAACUAAAAAAAGAAACUGAUUCUGUCAGGAGGGCCGAAGAAGCGCGUAAAGACAAGCUGACGGCCAACCGCAAGGAAGAGGAUCUGCAGCUCAAAGACUCCAUCUAUAAGCUUAGGCGGUCGCGCCUACCGCUUCUUGCCAACUUCCUGCUCACUUCGGAUAUCAUUCCCCCCACAUCCUCAGAUGACGACCCAGCACCUCUCCCGCUUCCAUUUGCCACAGUACCUCGUGGCCACCCCCCGCCUCUUUACUACCUUCCUGCCGUCUUAACUCCCGCACAAGAGUCCUACAUCUCGCGUCGAAAGGCUCAGAUCCUAGAGGCUGUUGAUAACGAGUAUACGGCCUUUCUCGGGGAGCGAACGACAGGUAUUGCCGAGAUACUGGAACUUCGCAAGGCAGUCGCAGAUGAGGAGGCUCGGAAACGGGAAGCCAAGUCAGUGGAUGGUGUCAACCAGGAGUCCGCGAACAGCAAAUCUCUACCACAAGCUGAAAUGGAAGUCGAUGACCAUGAUAGCGCAACUUUGGGCUCUAAGGAUGCGGAGGAGGAGACGGAAAAAAAGGAAGAACUCCCAGCAGAUGGCGACGACGCGGUUGAGUAUUAA
Messenger RNA from Mycena indigotica, 846 nucleotides. RefSeq names its product Pinin-SDK-memA domain-containing protein. The record is from RefSeq and is a predicted model, not a curated record. Gene Ontology annotation, cellular component: catalytic step 2 spliceosome. The transcript has 5 exons. Bases 1 to 846 code for a protein of 281 amino acids. NCBI's taxonomy places the organism in Eukaryota, Fungi, Basidiomycota, Agaricomycetes, Agaricales, Mycenaceae.